Prosopis cineraria is the source of this 1964-nucleotide messenger RNA. RefSeq names its product 4-coumarate--CoA ligase-like 1. The record is from RefSeq and is a predicted model, not a curated record. Gene Ontology annotation, biological process: fatty-acyl-CoA biosynthetic process. Bases 43 to 1710 code for a protein of 555 amino acids. The transcript is spliced from 6 exons. Lineage: Eukaryota; Viridiplantae; Streptophyta; Magnoliopsida; Fabales; Fabaceae. Gene Ontology annotation, molecular function: long-chain fatty acid-CoA ligase activity.
CACCACCACCACCAUUAUCAUCAUCAUUAUCAUUACCACAACAUGGGAAGCAUCACGGAGAUGCAGAUGCAGGAGGAAUUCAUCUUCCGAAGCCCUCAUUCCGGGGUUGUUCCGGUCCCGGAGAACGUGACGCUGCCGGAGUUCGUGCUUCAGAACUCAGAGUCAUACGCCGACAAGGUGGCGUUCGUGGAGGUCGGGAGCCGGAAGGAGAUAACGCACGGGCAGGUGGCGAGGGACACAGAGAGGUUUGCCAAGGCGUUGCGAUCUUUGGGUGUGAGGAAAGGACAUGUGGUGAUUGUGGUGCUUCCGAAUGUUGCUGAAUAUGCGAUUAUUGCAUUGGGGAUUAUGGCCGCCGGCGCAGUGUUUUCCGGUGCCAAUCCGGCAGCUCAUGUUUCGGAGAUCAAGAAGCAGGCUCAAUCUUCUGAUGCCAAGCUGAUUGUCACCAAUGGACUCAACCAUGAAAAGGUCAAAGGUAUAGGCCUACCAGUGAUAGUGCUGGACGACGAGCCCAUUGAAGACGCCAUGAACUGGAAGAAGCUUCUAGAAGCAGCAGACCGAGCCGGCCAAACCGGUCCAAGAGAACCCAUCUCACAAACCGACCUCUGUGCCAUGCCUUUCUCCUCAGGAACCACCGGACUCUCCAAGGGCGUCAUGCUAACUCACAGAAACCUCGUCGCCAACCUCUGCUCCACCCUCUUCGGAGUCGAACCGGAGAUGGUGGGUCAGGUCACCACCCUAGGAUUGCUUCCCUUCUUCCAUAUCUAUGGCAUCGCCGGAAUCUGCUGCGCCACGCUGAGGAACAAAGGGACGGUGGUGGUGAUGGGCCGAUUCGAACUGAGAAGUUUCCUGAAUGCUUUGAUAGCUCACGAGGUCAUGUUCGCUCCGAUCGUGCCUCCGAUCAUUCUGAACUUGGUGAAGAAUCCGAUCGUGGAUGAGUUCGAUCUCUCUAAGCUCAAGCUUCAGGCCGUUCUCACGGCGGCGGCUCCUCUUGCACCGGAAGUUCUCACAGCGUUCGAAAAUAAGUUCCCUGGUGUUCUUGUUCAGCAAGCGUAUGGACUAACAGAACACAGCUGCAUCACACUGACGCACGCACACAGAGGAUUAGCGAACUCAAAGAGGAACUCAGUGGGCUUCAUACUCCCAAAUUUGGAAGUGAAGUUCAUUGAUCCUGACAGUGGCAAGCCCCUCCCAAGGAACACUUCUGGCGAGCUUUGUGUGAGAAGCCAGGCCGUCAUGCAAGGUUACUACAAGCAAGUGGAAGAGACUGCACAGACAAUUGAUAAGAAUGGGUGGCUUCACACAGGAGACAUAGGCUUCAUUGACGAUGACGACAAUGUGUUCAUUGUUGAUCGUAUCAAGGAGUUGAUUAAAUACAAAGGCUUCCAAGUUGCCCCGGCAGAGCUAGAGGCCAUUCUUCUAUCUCAUUCCUCUGUUGAAGAUGCUGCCGUCGUGCCAAUAGCAGAUGAAGAAGCUGGAGAGAUCCCAGGGGCAAGUGUGGUGAUGAGCCCAGGUGCUCAAGAGACUGAAGAAGACAUCAUCAAGUUCGUUGCUUCCAACGUUGCUAAUUACAAGAAAGUGAGAGUGCUUCACUUUGUCGACUCAAUCCCUAAGUCUCCUUCUGGCAAGAUCAUGAGGAGGCUUGUUAGAGACAAAAUGCUUCAUAACAUGCCUUCUCACUCCACUAAUCCUUCUCAUUCAACAUCGGCCUGACUUUUCAUUUAUAUAACAAUUUAGUUGGGUCAUAUCUGUCUCUACUAUUAGUGGGAUCUACUUGGAAACACUUGAAAGAAAGAAACUGAAAAAAAAAAAAAAAGAUGAGUAUGGAGAAUAAUGCUUUUUAAAGUUUAAUGGAGUUUGAUCACCUCCAUGUUAGUAUUCCCUAUCUAAGUUUUCUUUUUUUGCCAACUAUGUAUUAUUCUCUAGUCAUGAUGAUCAAUUAAUCUCAAUCAAAUUAUUGUGUACUA